Molecule: messenger RNA, 5251 nt
Organism: Cololabis saira (Pacific saury)
Lineage: Eukaryota; Metazoa; Chordata; Actinopteri; Beloniformes; Belonidae
Product: piggyBac transposable element-derived protein 4-like
Exons: 2
Coding region: 23-2158 (711 amino acids)
Source: RefSeq, a predicted model, not a curated record
UCUCAACUACACACUUCCAGCCAUGCUCCUCUCGGAGACUGAUGACGAGUCUCGGGUAUUGGACGGCAGCGAGAGCGGUUCGGACGGAUCUGAUCCAAACUCCUCCGACGAGGACUACGUCCCGAGGGGCCCGGGUCCCGGAGCCGCUCAGGAAUAUGAGGAGAAUUCAGAUGAGGAGUGUGUUUUUACACCUGCAAAGAGAAUGAGGAGGCAAUGCCGCUCUGUGUAUGCCUCUCCAGCAUCUCCGCCUAUGAAAUCAGCAUCAAGGAAGUGGAAGCCGAGCUCAUGUAGAAGGAAGAUCCUCUAUGAAGCUACGCCCAAAAAAGACUCCUCCACUCUCAACACGGGGAAGAGACUCUCCACUCCACAGAAGACAACUCCAAGUAGAAAACUGCACGCAGUGGAACCAGAGGAUGAAAAAGACAUUUGGCAUAAUAUUGAUGAGGAAGAUGUUGAGCCUCCUCAGCCACGGUUCAGACCUGAACGCGAUAUUGGACCACAGUUGAACAGGACAGCAAAUUACACGCCACUUGAGCUGUUUCAGCUUUUCUUCUCUACAACAGUAAUAGGUACAUUGGUAAAGAACACCAACGCCAAUGGGGAGAAGAAAUGCCAAGUUCUGAAGGAGAGCUGGGUUCCGGUGACACCAGCAGAUAUGUACUCCUUCAUCUGCCUCGUCCUCUACAUGGGCAUGGUACCACUUAAAACUCUGAAAGAGUUUUGGAGAGGAUCAAAGCUAUUCUGCCUACCAUUUCCUGCCUCUGUCAUGCCUUGCAGACGUUUUCUAGCCAUUUCCACCAGUCUUCACAUGAGCGAUCCGGUUGCAGAGGCAGCCAAUGAGCAGAAAAAAGGGACGGUGGGGUACGACAAACUUUGCAAGAUAAAGCCACUUUAUGACCAGAUUUUGCAGGCCUGCUACACUUUCUUUCACCCAAACCAGCAUAUCUCCAUAGAUGAACGAAUGGUUGCAAGCAAAGCUCGGUUUGGAUUUAAGCAGUACUGCAGAAACAAGCCCACGAAGUGGGGCUUUAAGCUCUUUGUUUUAGCUGACUCCAAAUGUGGGUACACCCUUAACUUUUUUGUGUAUGGAGGAAAAGGCGGGGAACCCACCGGGAAGGGGUUAAGCUACGAUGCCGUCAUGAGGCUUCUCAAGAUUCCCUUCCUGGGCAAAGGAUACAAGCUCUACGUGGAUAACUUUUACACCAGCCCAACUCUUUUUCUUGACCUCCUUAAGAGGAAAAUCUGGGCAUGUGGCACUAUUCGCCCAAACGUAUCAGGUUAUCCCAGGACUAAAAUGAACAAUACGCCAGAGAAAGCAUCAAGGGGAACCAUUCGUUGGCUCAGAAAAGGGGAGUUGUUGUUUGUCAAAUGGUUCGACACCCGAGAGGUAACAAUGUGCUCAACCAUGCACAAAGCCUUCUGCAAUGACGUGGCGAAGCGCAAAGUGAAAAGCACAAAUGGACAGUGGACAGUGAAGCACGUGCCCAUUCCAAGCUGCAUUAGAGAUUACAACAAGCACAUGGGGGGUGUGGACUUAUCAGACGCUCUCAUUGGCUACUACAACGUCCUUCAUAAAACCCAGAGAUGGUACAAAACCCUGUUUUACCACUUUGUCGACAUUGCCACAGUGAAUGCCUUCAUCCUCCACAAAGAAAUGUGCAAACUGCAAAAUCGCCCCCCACUUAAACAAAAGAGCUUCAGGGAACAACUGAUUUUGUCUUUGGCUGAGAUUGGGUCUACUCCACGCAGGUCAGGUCCAAACUUGAUGUUUUCUGCCUUUUCUCUCAAAGUGCCUCCAGUCCGGCCUCCCUCUGAGUCCAUGGAACCAACUGCUGCCCCAGCUACUGUUUUGCUCACCUCAACUUCUUGCAGCCCAGAGGCAACUCAAGACUCUGUAGGACCACCUACCACCAUCUCCCCUGAUGUGGCAGCUGCUACACCCCCCGUCGCUCCAGGUUUAGGUCACCUACCUGCUUACUUCGUUGAGCAGAUGAGCGACGUGCCCUCCAGAAGUCGGGCCACUGCUGGAAGGAGGGCAUGUGUUGUGUGUAAACGAAAGUCGCCCGUCUUCUGCAGUACUUGUUACAAAACACUUUGUUUCACAUCUUUUAGAAACUGCUAUAGUAAAUGGCACAGAAGCAACAACAUCUGUGUCUGAUUAACUGGAAUUACUUGAAUAUAGUCUGAAUAAAGAGCAGAGUGACCUACAGUACGACUCCAGAUAACCAGACCGUAAAGUAGCUACAGUGUUAUCUAAAAAUGUUAGUACAAUACCUAACGAGUCAGUUUAAAGUAAGUUACUAAAGAAUACACUGGAAUAAAACCACAAAAAAGUAGUCACUGUAAUGGACAUCUACCUAAAAUUAGGAAUCUAGUCAUUGUCUUAGUUGUCAGAAUCAACUUUUUAAUAUUUAAUGAAUUUGUUACGGUAAGUUUCAGUAUUUCCACUUGACCUUAUACAUAUUUUGCAUAUCAUCUAGAAAUAAACCAGGAUUCAGCAUUUUACACUGCUGCACAGACUAACCUCUGUGAUAUUUGCUGGAUGGUGCUGUAGUUGCCCUUUCCCAGUCAGCAAAGGUGCUCAUUUUCAGGUAUUAAAAAGCUUUAAAAGUAUUAUGCAGCCGGGAGCCAGUGGUUGCAUAUGCAGUGCAUACUCUUAAACAGCUGUUAAGUGGAUUACAUGUGCAAUCUGUAUUUAGCCUGAAGUAUACAAAGUAUACUAAAAACACCAGAAUAGGAAAUGUACACUUUUCACCAUCUAAAACAACCCAAACUCCUAAUUAACAUGUGGUUUUGAGCUAAUGCUAUGCAGCGUUCAAUGCAUUCUUCCACUAAUUACGUCUGACUGAUUGAUCCCAAAACAACAGUAAAAAUAAAAAGCAAUGGCAACAUGCCUUUUUCUGAUGAGCCAAGCGGUUACCUGCAUUAUCAUUAUCAUGAAUAUUCAGAUUCAGAGCUAUUUUGUUUCAGUCCAUUGUAGCUAUGCAAUGUUGCAUAGACACAAGGAGGCUUUUCGGUUGAGAAAACAUUCUGAACAAUAGAUGCACAGGUGACUAAUUAUCCACACUAAAUUUUAUACACACACACACAUAUAUAUAUAUAUGUAUAUAUGGAGACAUGCUGAUAGAUGUUAAAGAGGCAUGUACUCCAUUGGUGGUUACAAAGAUUUAGUUUAUAUAAUUAAAUUAUCUAAUGUAUUACAUCCACUGGAAACUGUACUUUCAACAUCUUUCUGUGAUACUUGAGCUGCCAAACAGACUCAGCACCAUGAGUAGGGUACCGAUCUACCUCAUUUCACCUCUUCUAUCUGCAUUUAACAUUCUUUCAAGCAUCACUGAAACAUGAAACAUGCAGGUGCAAUCCAGCUAAACGACCUUAUGUCUGCUCAUAGAUGUGAUGUUGUGUCAAGUUGAAGGUGCAUAUAGUUUUAGAUAAAAGUCGUACUUGUGAAUUAGUGUUCACCCAGUGCAGAAUUACGCUUGGUAUAACAACCCUCCAGCAGGAGGGUCCUCCCUUAUGGUCCUGGUCCAGGUUUCUUCCCUCCUAAAGGGGAGUUUUUCUUGCCACUGUUUGGCUUAAGGUUUUUCUCCCAUUAGGGGAGUUUCUACCCACCACUGUUUAUGUAAUAAUUGCUCGGGGUCAUGUUCUGGGUCUCUGGAAAGAUCCUAGAGACAACUUGUAUUGUAAGAGACGCUAUAUGAAUAAAACUGAAUUGAACUGUGCUUUAAUGUGCACUUGUAUCACAAUAUUUUUUUGAUAUUUAGACUGUGAUGUUAACAUGAAAGUGCUACUGAUCAAUUAUAUCUCUGCUUUUAUCAAUCAUUUUGGAUUGCAUAGUGAGUGUUGGGUCAUGUUACAAUCCUGGACAUAGAUUUUAAAUACUCAUUUACCGCAGGAGAUAAACUUGAAGUGACCUUGAUUUCAGACCGCAUUUCUCACUUUAUGCAUUCAAAGUUCGAAUGAGAGUAACAACUGUGAUGUGUGAAACAUACUUGAAGUGUUAUUAUACUGCUGUAUCUCAGUACUACAGUAUUACCAGGCAUAAAUACAGACUUGCACAAUACACUUUGAAUGUGGUCCAAACGUUUGAGGAUUUUUAUGUUAAACUAUAUUUAUUCCACAAACUUGAUGUAAGAUGUCACUUGUCAACCCUCCAAUGAGAUUCUCCAACUGGCUCCAACUGAAGCCUGUCAAAGCACUGCUGUGUCAACCCCAGUUAGCCUUUUGAUGAACCCUAGACCUAAUUAGAAAUGCCAUCGAAUGAUGUUUAUCAAUCAUACGUAGGUAAUUGUGUCCUCAUGCCAGAAUAACAUCAAAUUGCACAUAACAAAACUCAAGAAAAUAAGUAUGUAGAUUGUUGUGCAAUUAAAAUCUGAAAUUCAUACACAGUGGAAAAUAUUAUACAGUUUAGAGAAGUUAGAGAAAAGAUAAGUGUGGUUGGGAGUUUAAUGCAACAAAACAAAUCACAAAUGUUCAAGUGAAACCAGAAAGAUCAACAAAUUGUGCUGAAACUUUCCCAGUUAAUUGGUAAAUGUAAGUGAUUCUUGGAAGCUUGGUUAUGUUUUUAAUGCUGUUAAUGUGACAACUGGAAAGAAGAAAACAGCUUCUGUUGGAAACAGAUACAGAGAGUAAAGUACAUCUAGUUGCUGGAAAAGAAUGGUAAGGUUUUUGUUCAAGUAGUAAAACAUAUUGGAUAAUGAACUUAAUGAAAUGUACACUUGCUUCUGACAAAGACUCAAUUAGUGAUCAAGUGAUCUUAUGUGAAGAAUGUAGGGGCUCAAACCACUUCCUGUAAACUGACCAUGCUCUCAUGGGUGAACUAUAGAUAUUUGAAGGGAUGUUUUGUUUACACAAAGACAUUAGGUCUGUUGUCUUGUGUUUAUAGCAAGAGGGAUUGUUUUGUAUUUUAUUAGAUUUGCCAACCUGGAAAAAAAAUUGUUAUAUUCGUGAUUUAUAUGGAGUCAUUUUUGAGGUAUUAUUGUAACUGUUAUGGACCUCAGUAACUGUUAAAUAUUUUAAAAUGUAUCUUUAGUUCAUACACGUUUGGUAGAGAUUUAGUACUGGCCAGUGUUUUGUUUUGUUCUGUGUAUAUUUUACAAAAGUAGAAUACAUAUAGUUUUGAAAACUUUGUGCAUAUACAUUUUGCUGGAUUUCAAAUGCUGGAUAAAUAACUCCUAUGUUAGAUAAUUAUGUGGCACACUGGGGGUGUUAUGUAACAUUUUUCAUUAUCAUUAAAGCAGCUUGAGAGUUG